GCGGGCACUAGAAGCAAACGACUCCAAUAUGGCGAAUGUAAGGGACAGCGAUACGUCGUUGUGGCUGCAUAACAAGCUUGGUACAUCAAACGAUAGCUGGACUGGUAGCUCAAUUUGUUCGCAGCUCAAUGCUGAGGUACUGCGGAACAUCAAGGAUUGUUUUCCCGAUCUACAGACGCAGGUCAAGCUCAAACUACUACUGUCGUUCUUUCACAUACCGAGACGCAAUGUGGAAGAGUGGCGUGUGGAGCUGGAGGAAAUUAUUGAGGUUGCAUCUUUGGACAGUGAGCUAUGGGUAUCAAUGUUAUCCGAAGCGAUGAAAACCUUUCCAUCGACUGGUUCUUUGAACACAGACAUUACUGAUUUGGAUGAACAUAGACCAAUCUUUGGCGAUUUGGUUAAUGAAUUAAGGAAACUUCUGAAGAAGCAAAAUGAUCCCGCUAUGCUCCCUUUAGAAUGUCAUUAUCUCAAUAAGACUGCGUUGACUUCAGUGGUAGGUCAGCAACCUACACCAAUAAAACAUUUUACUCUCAAAAGGAAACCAAAAAGUGCAGCUUUGAGAGCAGAAUUGCUCCAAAAAAGUACUGAUGCUGCUAAUAAUCUGAAAAAGAGCACAGCUCCUACUGUGCCAGUAAGGAGCAGAGGAAUGCCAAGAAAAAUGACAGAUACAACACCUCUCAAAGGUAUUCCAAGCAGAGUUCCAACAAGUGGUUUUCGAUCUCCUUCACUUACAAGCACUUCUAUGUCCAAUAGAACAUCCAUCAGUAGUAGAAUUCGAAAAGAUGGCGGUAUUAAAUUAUUGGACAUUAAUGAGCAACCUCUCGGAUAUGCGCAAGCAAAGAAGAGGAAGAGGAUGUUGGAAUUGGAAGAGCAGCAGAAGAAGGUUGCAGAAGCGCAAGCGGCCGCUGCUGCUGCAGCUACUUCUGCCGUCUCGCCAGCUGCAGAAACUCCAGCGACUCCUGAAUACGCGCAGGGACUUGCUUCGAUAAAUCCACCUGCCACGCCAGUUGCACCAGUAGCAGUUACAGCACAGUCAUACGUUGCGCCAAGCACACCAAGCAGCAUUGCAGUUACAACCACAACGCAAACAUCUACUACGCUAACUACUCCCACAACAUCUAUUACUGUACUACCUGUAAGUUCACCAACGGUGAUAAAACCUGUGGAAACUACGCCUGUCGCUGUUCAAACUGUCAGACCAGCUCAAACAGUGACAGAGAUUCAAAGUACUGUAUAUCGUAUACACAGUACUGCGCAACCUAAUGCAGCGGCUAACACAAGAAAAGGCCUGUCUCUUACGCGAGAACAAAUGUUGGAAGCGCAAGAAAUGUUUAGAACUGCAAAUAAAGUAACACGUCCAGAGAAAGCUCUAAUCUUAGGUUUUAUGGCUGGCUCUAGAGAUAAUCCUUGUCCAAAAUUGGGCAACAUAGUCACAGUGAUGCUAUCGGAGAAUAUAGAGGAAGUAACACAAUCAGACGGAACAACUGUUCCAAUGUUAGUGGAAACGCACUUCCAAAUGAACUACACGAAUGGCGAAUGGAAGAGGAUAAAGAAGAAUCGACGUAUCGUGACGGAAGAAUCUACAUCAACAUCUACUCCUGGGCCAAAUGCUACCGCAACGGCUUCCAAUUGAAAAUACUUGUUCAGAUCGAUAAUAUAAUAGGAUAGAAUCUAUAAAAUAUCAUAAUAUUUUGUGAUUAUGAAAUGACGCACAUUGUGAUCAUUCGUCUUCUUAGUAAAUUGCUAAAGAGUUGCAUUGGAUUAAGAACUGAUUCACGUUUUAUAAGAUUUAACAAAAAUUGUUACUUAACGCAA
Linepithema humile (Argentine ant) is the source of this 1815-nucleotide messenger RNA. RefSeq names its product Negative elongation factor A (gene Nelf-A). NCBI's taxonomy places the organism in Eukaryota, Metazoa, Arthropoda, Insecta, Hymenoptera, Formicidae. Gene Ontology annotation, biological process: negative regulation of transcription elongation by RNA polymerase II. The record is from RefSeq and is a predicted model, not a curated record. Gene Ontology annotation, cellular component: NELF complex.